GACUGGGUCAUUUGCAUUGCUAUGAUCUUGUAUUGGGCGGAAACAUUCACUUCGUAUGAGGUGAUUAUUGAAACCUUCAUCGGAUACAAUGUCUGGGAGGUACCUAAGGACUACUCGCCCAUUUUGGGAAAUAAAUAUGGCUACGCAACCGAGCUGCUUUACAAUCCCAUCCUGGCUCUCGUGAAGACAUCGAUUCUUCUAUUCUUGUUACGUCUAACUGGCCAGAAGAAAUCAGUUCGAUGGGCUAUCUGGGGCCUUCUAAUCUUCAACGGAGUUGCCGGCAUAGCGACGUUCUUCAUCACCGUUUUCCACUGCGUCCCGAUCGCCUCGAAUUGGAAUGCCGCCGCUUAUCCCAACGCCAAGUGCCUCAACUUCGCCGAUUUCGUUACUGGAACAGCCUCGAUCUCCAUCCUAACCGACGUCCUCGCCUUGAUACUGCCAACCUGGAUUGUAUACCGUCUGCAGAUGCAGCGCAAUCAAAAACUAAUGGUCGUUGGAAUCCUGUCAUUCGGUCUUUUGUGGGUCCCCGGGCUUUUCGCGAUCGAAUUCGAUUUCCAUACUAACAAUACAAGAACGGUGGUCGCAGGCAUCAUCCGCAUCAUCCUCCUCGAUGACUUCGACCGUCACCUACCGAAAAAUUAUACACACACAGUUCUCUUCUGCGUAUCGACUAUUGAAGUCGGGCUUGCGUUCGUGGCCGCCUGCGCUCCCUCAUUCAAGCCUCUCAUCGCGCGACUGGGCCCUAAGCUCUUAGGCUCGACCCGCACCGGCCCGUACGGCUCCACUAGCGGUCGGGUCCGGCUCGGCUAUAAUCUCGAGGACAGAUCGAAUUACACCCGGCAGACGCAGGACCAGAGUCUGACGGUCGUUGAAGCGGGUCAUUCGGCGGAGCUCGGAUCCGUGAAAAAAUAUGACAAAAAUAUUAUUACUAUGACUACCCAGAUGGAGGUCACUUGGGGUCAGUCGGAUCGUCAGGGACAGGAGACCAGUAGCACUGAGAGUCUUGUGCACGCAAAGUAA
This is a messenger RNA of Penicillium brevicompactum, 1020 nucleotides long. RefSeq lists its product as uncharacterized. The annotation marks the transcript as partial. The record is from RefSeq and is a predicted model, not a curated record. Lineage: Eukaryota; Fungi; Ascomycota; Eurotiomycetes; Eurotiales; Aspergillaceae. The transcript is spliced from 4 exons.